Doryrhamphus excisus (bluestripe pipefish) is the source of this 757-nucleotide messenger RNA. Lineage: Eukaryota; Metazoa; Chordata; Actinopteri; Syngnathiformes; Syngnathidae. The record is from RefSeq and is a predicted model, not a curated record.
UUGGAAGAGAUCAAAGAAGGUCAAGGGGAGACUUUUGACCAUCACCAGCGGAAUGUUAAGUGAUGAACUCGACAAAGUCCAGGAUUAACGAGCGAAAACACGGCAUCAGGACAUCACCAAUCUGGUGGUCUUGGCCUCAUCAUCAUCAUCAUGAUCAUGAUCAUCAUGAUCAUCAUGACAUAGAUGGCUGCUGUCCUCAGGGCUGGACUCAGGUGGAUGAUCACUGUUACAUCUUCCAAUCUGAAGUCAGGACUUUUGCAGAUGCAGAGAGUGUUUGCAACACUCUUGGUGGGAAUCUGGCCUCCAUCCACAGUUACCUGGAAAAUCUGGCUGUUGCGGGACUGAUUAAAGAAGGGGGUGCGGACUAUGCUUGGAUUGGACUCCAUGAUGCCAUUAAGAAAGGCAACUAUAUUUGGACUGAUGGCACCAACGUUGAAUUCCUCAACUUUGCUCCCGUAGAGCCUAACGGCACUGGUGCCUGUGUUGAGCUUUACGUAGCUGAUUUCACAUUUUUUGAUGAGGACUGUACCAUAUUCCACCCCUAUGUUUGCACCAGGGAGACCUACCACUGUGGCCACCACUAAUCAGACCUCCUACCAGCAUCUUCUGGAACAAUGUCUUUCAUUGACCACCAUGACUCCACUCAGUCCAUAUCAAACUUUACUGGUGUCUUUGUAACUCUGGGUUUACUAUCACAUGUUCUUCAUGUCUUCUACACUGUUCAGUCAUUGGCAGCAGUCGGUCAAACACAUUGGAA